Molecule: messenger RNA, 4904 nt
Organism: Lagopus muta (rock ptarmigan)
Lineage: Eukaryota; Metazoa; Chordata; Aves; Galliformes; Phasianidae
Gene: PTAFR
Product: platelet activating factor receptor
Exons: 2
Coding region: 1267-2313 (348 amino acids)
Biological process (GO): G protein-coupled receptor signaling pathway; chemotaxis
Cellular component (GO): membrane
Molecular function (GO): platelet activating factor receptor activity; G protein-coupled purinergic nucleotide receptor activity
Source: RefSeq, a predicted model, not a curated record
AUUCAAAGGCUGGAUUCCAUGUCACACACUCAGAAACAGCAGCGGCGCAGUCCCAGAAGAGCAGGGUGUGAUUUCUGACCAGAACUCCUCCCCAGCCCCAGACCUCUUGGGCUUUCAUUUCCUCUAAGAACUUGGCUGCGCAGGACGGCACACUUUGUUUUGCAGCUUUGCAGCCUUUGCUAAUGGUCCCCUUCCCCCUGUGACAAGAUAUCCUCACCGCCUGCUCUGUCCAAAGCCACAGCCCAGUUGCCAGCCAGACUCCCUGGAGUGCUUUUAAUUUGUUUUUAAUUUAAGUUCCCAGAAUUGCUGUCACAGGCAGGGCACAAAUGGGGCUCUGGCCGUUCCGAGGAGGAUUGGGGUCUUUGGUUCACCUCCACAGCUGGUGCCUCUCGCAUGGAGGGCAGAGUAGCCCCCAGCAUGGGAGCUGCAUUUGGAACAUGCUGGCCUAGCUGGGGCCGUACCUGCAGCUUUGCUUAUCACUGGCAUCCUCCUGAGCACCGCAUCAAUUUGCAUCCCUGUGAUGAGUGCUCCUCAGGCUGCCCCAGUCGUGGCGGUCAGAACGUAAUGGCCAGUGAUCCAGAAGAUCUGACAUGCUGCUGUGUCCCAGUGCCUGCUGAAGGCCCCUGAGAUGAAAGGAGAUGUGGCAUGGCAAUAUUCCUGGGUCUGUUUGCACCGAACACAAAUGUGAAGGAGACUCUGCUAGAGAAUGAGUCUGUCUGUGAGGUAUAUGAGUCUCCUGGCACUUUCUUUUCUUUGAGUUAUUGGGUCAAAACUCUUCUGGCUUCUGCCAUUCAUCUAUUUAGAAGAAGGAUGUUCAAAUGCUAUCUGAUCCCAAGGACAAAGAGUGGAUUCCUGUUCUGCAUUUAAAGGAAAAUUCCAACUCUGCCUUCUUUCGGGAUAAUCAGAAGAUGUUUUGAGGAAACAGCUCUAAGGACUUUCCAGAUCUUUGCUGCGGUUGAUUGCUUUCCUCUACAAGGCUAUUUUAUUUCUCAUUUCCUUUGAGCUGAUGUCACACAUUUCCUCUUCUCUAGUGACUCUGCACUCAUGCUGCAGUUGCUCCCAUUCUGGUGUCCUCUCCUUGAGAGCUGCCCUCUGGGAGACCUUUCAGACCGUGGUUGGAGAAUGUAACACUGAGAAGAGGAUUGAGCAGCCUCAGUAAGAUCUCCAUUAGAGCUGAAGAUGGGCAUAUUGCACUGAAUCCCUUUGUGGCAAGAAGAAAAGCUACAGCAGGAAAUCGUGGUUCACACGUAUCCAUUCAACAGCACGAUGUCUGGAGAGGGCAAAGAUGAUGCUGCAGGCAAUGUGUGCCCAAUAGACUCUGAGUUUCGCUACAGCCUCUUCACUGUUUUCUACAGCAUCAUUUUCAUUCUGGGCUUUGUCUCCAACUGCUACGUGCUCUGGAUUUUCAGCCGUAUUUACUCCACCAAGAAGCUCAAUGAAAUCAAGAUAUUUAUGCUGAACCUGACAGUAGCUGACCUGCUGUUCCUGGUUACGAUGCCACUGUGGAUUGUUUACUAUCACCACCACGGGGACUGGAUCAUGCCCAAGUUCCUCUGUAAUGUGGCUGGCUGUUUCUUUUUCGUGAACACCUACGCUUCUGUUGCCUUCCUGAUGGUCAUUACAUACAACCGUUACCAAGCUGUGACGAAUCCCAUUAGAGCAGCUCAGUUUACCACCCAGAGAAGGGGUAUCUUUCUCUCAGCAGCCAUCUGGAUCAUAACAGUGGGCAGUGCUUUGUAUUAUCUUUUUGAUGAUAAUACGAAUGUGGAGAAAAUUGGCUCAAAUAAUUAUACACGUUGCUUUGAGCGCUAUGACUCUACUGGCAAUGUUACACCGGUUCUUGCCAUUCAUGUCAUCAUCUGCACCCUUUUCUACAUCAUUUUCCUAUUUAUCCUAGCUUGGAACAUCAUCAUUAUCAGGACCCUGUUCUCCAAAUCAGGGCAGCAGCGGAAGAACGCUCAUGUAAAGCAAAGGGCGCUCUGGAUGGUCUGCACUGUGCUGGUUGUGUUCAUCAUCAGCUUUGUGCCUCAUCACAUUGUGGACCUGCCCUGGACACUGACUGUUCUGGAGCAAUGGAAGAAGGAAAACUGUCGCUUGCGCCAGCAGCUCAACGAUGCUCACCAGGUGACUUUGUGCCUCCUGAGUAUGAACUGCGUGCUGGACCCAGUCAUCUACUGCUUCCUCACCAAGAAGUUCCAAAAGCACGUAUCACAAAAUCUGAAAAGCAUGAAAGGGAGCCGCAAGUGCUCCAAGCAAACCACAGAUACAGUGAUUGAGGGCACCAUUCACCAGGAGGACGCCAUUGGGUUCUAGGUCAGUCGGUUUUGAUUGCAGAGGCUGAGGUGCUGAAUGAGUCCCUCAUCUUUUCUCAAACGAAGGCACAGAGGGACACGACAGGGCCAGAAUAUUACUUUCCAUUUUUCCUGUAAGACAGAAGAAUGAACACCUGUUUGUGACAGGACAAGAGGCAGUGUGCAUAAACUGGAACACAGGAGGUUUGCCCUGAACAUUAGGGAGAACUUUUUAAUGUGAGGCUGACGGAGCACUGGCACAGGUUGCCCAGGGAAUCUCCUCCUUGGAGAUCUUCAUAAGCCACAUGGAUGUGGUGCUGGGCAAGAGGUGUCCCUUCUGAAGCAGGGGUUGGACCAGAUGGACUCAGAUGUCUCUUCCAACCUCUGUCAUUCUAUGAUUUCUUCUAUCACUCUCAACUGGCAGCACUGAAACUUGUAAAAAUCUGUGAGAAAACCACCUUCUGUCUGUGCUGUGGGCACUGAGAGCAGCUCAGGCAAUCUGCUUUUACUGAGAGAAAUGCAGCGAGUGUCCGCAGUGAGCAAAGUACACUGAAAUUAUACAUGAUGUCAGCCCUGGUAGUACCAUGCCUGGUCCUUUGCCUGCUCAGCUUCCAGGAAAAGUCCAGUAUCAGAGCUGUAAGACUUCUAAACAGCCUGGUGGAACGUGCUGAGCUGCUACCAUAAUCAAGUAACAUUUCUGAGCAGCUGUCCUGAACUGUCUUUGCUCACAGCUUUUGUAUCAGACAAGUCAAUGGACAAAGACAACACAAGGAAGAGAAAUUGGCAGUGCCUCAGCCCCCAUCCCAAAUCAGCUCCCCAGAGGGGGCUGCUGCCUGCCCCCUGGUUUCUUGUAUGAUUGCAGAACUGGAAAGUAAGUGGCCUCUUGCACUCAGAUUUUGGCUGGCUGGUAUUUUUGUGCCUGUGGAGAUCCCACCUCAUUUUGGAUGCUCUGGGUAACAGAAGACUGCUGUCAGCAGGGGCAUUAUUAGGAGAAGACAAAAAACUUUAAAUGCUUCUCUAUCUUUGUUCUUAUUUAUUUAAAUGAGGAUUGUAAAAAGCAACUGUGCGCUGUCCUUCCUCUAGCCUUUUUAUUUCUGCUGUGAAGAAAAGAAGCUGACUGGCACUUGAUAAUCUACCACAAAUGAAGUAUUUCUGAGUAAAUCGGUGAUGCAUAGUGAUGCAGUGCACUUUGCAGAGAUGUAACUAAUGCAAUUGUGAAAGACUUGAGACUCCUCACUCAGGGCUGGCAGCAGCCAGUAGGGCCCUAGGGUAGUUUUCCAGGGGUGCCCAUUUCUGUUACAAGUCAUGAGACAGUUGAGGUUUCUUUUUCUGACUGUAAUUACUCAAUCCAGCACAGGAAAUUGGGCAGGGCAAGGAAGGGAAGCUACUUGUUUUUAACAACCAUUUUUUGGUUCCUCAAACUGCAUGGGAGAGUCUGGGUGGUAAUAUAAGAAAAGUCUAUCUGACAUGGCAAUAUUAUUGAUUUAUACGCGUUGUCAGCAGCCUUUGUAUGCCCACCAGUUAUGAGAAGGUGAAAGAUGAGCUUUCCAAAUAUAGGACCAACAGACCUAUCAGACCUGUCUAUGUUUCAGUGAAGAUGGGUGUCCUUCAGCUGUAUCUCCUGCAGCUCCUCGAGCAGCUUUUGUACUUAUGUGUGUAAAUGAGCAAAGGAACUAAAAUGCUUUUUUCUUUUUAAUGCCACGCCUGAUGGUGAGCUGUGCACUCCUGUACCAGGCAGUGGGCAGAAUGUGAUCACAAGCCAAAUGCGUUCUCUCUUGGUUCUGUGCUCUGCUCCAGUAUGGUCACUCACAAAGAAUACCUGCUGGCAUCAUUUCACAGAGACUUUUCCCUGGUCCCUCGGCCAUGUUCAAAGCUUUGCUCCGUAUCCGCAGUCACACAGUGCAUAGCAAGGAUCACAAUAUUUCAUCGAAAAGCCUGAAUCCUGGGAGCUGGAGGAAUGUGCUUCUGUAUUUUGCCCUCGAGAGACGGCACAUUCUGGUUGGAAAAACUUCUUCUCACCACCCACGUGUCAGUAGAUCUCACUUGCUUCACAGCUGCUAAAGCACUGGACAGAUCGAGUUUGGCAACUCUUGGAGGAAAUGGAAAGGGAUUGUUUUGUGUAGAAAUGUGUAAGUUUAUGGUCUUCUAUAGACUGCUGGGAAACUUGCAGUGGAGUGUACAAUUUGGGUUACUUACUGUUUGCAAAUACACACAGAAGGCAAAUAGUCCACAGAAACCAACUGUAAGGCAAGUGGGAGAUCAACAGAACAAAUGUAAACUUGCUUCUAAGGGAAAGGUUAAACAGUGAAAGAAUUCUGAGCACUCUUCACGAGAUUAUGUUGCAAUAACUAAGUCAGCAAAAAGGCAUUUUAAAAGAAGUUUGACCUUCUACUUCUGUUCCUGGAAUUACUUGUUCUACAGCAGUGUUGCAGGACAGUUUUGAUUUGCAAUGAAAGGAAUCCUCAAAUGUUCUUCUAAAUAAAGCAUGCUUCCCAAACGUGUUGCCUUUAAGAUCUCUUCUCAUCUUUCUGUAUUUACACUUAAAUGCUUUGAUACCACACAAAGUUGAUGUGAUGGCGUAUUCAUGUUCCUUUUGGUGUUUUUGUUUUCUAU